Eleginops maclovinus (Patagonian blennie) is the source of this 2307-nucleotide messenger RNA. Its product is annotated as STKc_p38 domain-containing protein. Bases 65 to 1180 code for a protein of 371 amino acids. Gene Ontology annotation, molecular function: ATP binding; MAP kinase activity. The record is from RefSeq and is a predicted model, not a curated record. Gene Ontology annotation, cellular component: nucleus; cytoplasm. Lineage: Eukaryota; Metazoa; Chordata; Actinopteri; Perciformes; Eleginopidae. Gene Ontology annotation, biological process: protein phosphorylation; intracellular signal transduction. The transcript has 12 exons.
GUUCACCUGUGGGCUGGAAACUCCAGAUUAGUACACACGUCCUAUGUUUCAAAAUCCCGACUGAAUGUCAAAAGGAAUCAGCACCAUGGAGUCUCCAGUGAAGGACUCCCCCGUCAGAACCGGCUUUCACAGACUUGAGGUCCAGAAAACCACGUGGGACGUCCCAGACAGAUACACAUCGCUGCGGUCCAUAGGCUCCGGAGCUUACGGGACGGUAUGUUCUGCCCUUGACCAGAAGACCAAGGAGAAGGUGGCCAUCAAGAAGCUGUACCGUCCUUUCCAGUCCCUGAUCCACGCCCAGCGAGCCUACAGGGAGCUCAGGCUGCUCCGACAUAUUCAGCAUGAAAAUGUGAUCUGCCUCCUCAACGUCUUCACACCCGACUCCACACCAGAAAAGUUUCAAACCUUUUAUAUGGUAAUGCCGUUAGUAGCCCAGGAUCUGGGCCACAUAAUGAAGAAGCGGAGAUUAACUGAUCGCAUCAUCACAUACCUGUUCUACCAGCUGCUCCGAGGACUCAAGUAUAUUCAUUCUGCAGGGAUCGUCCACCGGGAUCUGAAGCCUGGUAACCUUGCUGUGAAUGAGAACUGUGAAUUAAAGAUCCUGGAUUUUGGCCUCGCAAGACAGGCAGAGAGUGAAAUGACUGGUUAUGUAGUGACGCGCUGGUACAGAGCACCAGAGGUCAUAUUCAACUGGAUGCACUACAGUCAAACAGUGGACGUGUGGUCGGCCGCCUGUAUCCUGGCUGAGAUGAUUACCGGCCACGUGCUUUUCCCCGGACAGGACAGUAUUGAUCAGCUGAAGAAGAUCCUCCGACUGACAGGAACACCCGACCUCUCCCUGGUCCAGAAGAUGCAGAGUAAAGAUGCACAAUCAUAUGUCCAGAGUCUACCUCUGCAGAAGAAGAAAAACUUCAAGGAAGUGUUUCCGUCAAUGGAAGGAAAUGCUCUAGACCUUCUGGAGGGCAUGUUGGUGCUGGACCCAGAGACCAGGCUGACAGCUAAGCAGGGCCUAGGGCACCCUUUCCUCGCAGAAUACCAUGAGCCAGAGACCGAGCCGGACUCUGACCCCUAUGAUGACUCCUUCGAGAGCCUGGAGCUCGCUGUUGGGGAGUGGAAGAGUCUUAUCCACAUGGAGAUCAUGACAUUUGACCCUGAAAACCCCAGUAAGACGGCCAUGUAGGACGAUGUGCUGGCGCCACCCAGUGUUGACUUUAAUGCAGACACAUUCUAAACGGUCAACAACACUCUCAAACUCUGAGAAACAAAUAUAAAAGAGAAUUCAGAUAUUGUCUGAAGCAUCUGAUAGGCAUUAAAAAUUGAAAUGCGACAUUGAAGGGCAGCUUUACUUGGUUUGGUGGUACAAAGGUGCAAAAUAGUAAUUGUAGGUCAAGAAUAAAUACCUUACAGAGCCAUGGAGGGCGUGUAUCUUUGGGAAUCUUCUGAGAAAUUAAUGGUUUGUUUCCAAGAAAAAAAACGUCUAUAUUUUCAGACAAUGUAGUUGUAGAUUUUGAGAAAACAUCAUACAUUUGCGUGGAAAAAAGUGGACAACCUCAUGCAGUCAGGUUUAGCAAAACUGAAAUACUGGUGUUCUUUUGCCAUAUUAACAUAAUAUCAUAAAAAUCUGGAGUUUGACAGGACUGUGAAUUGGGCCUGUAUUAUAACUUUUAUGUUUCUUCUUGGGUAUAACAUCCAUCCAUCUUUUCUAUUUUCACUUGCAAUGGCCCUGAUACACCGUUGUAUGGUGGCCUGUACAAGACAAUAAUGAACAGAGGCUCUAUGAGGAAAAUCAACUAUUUCAUGAUGGCAGGAUAACCCUAUCUUUAAUUUAAAAAAUGUAUCCUUGGUUGCAUUGUGUCUCACUUCACAAGGACAGUUAUUAUCCAUGUCUUCUGUAUGUUCUUGUGCAAAAUAUACAUCACUGGAAAAAAUUAAGAGAACACUCCAAAUUGUUCUUAAUUUUUUUAUCUCUACAUGAACGGCAGCCAGUCCAGUGUCUGUUGAAUUCCAACACAGACAAAAAUGGUCAGCAUUUUAUAGAAUACAAUAAUAAUAAUAAUAAUAAUAAUAAUUAUUAUUAUUAUUAUCAUUAUCAUUAUUAUUAUUAUAACAUAUAUUUUUAAUCAUUUCAUUCAAAGACAUACCUAUAAAUAAUAAAACAAGAGAAAAUGAUAAUGCUGAAGUGGUCUAUUAAUGUUUUUUCCUAGGCUGUAUGUUAAGGGUAUAGAGUGCAAUGUUUAAAACAUGCUGGAUUUAUAUUGUUGGAAUUUACUACGUGUUUUGCAAAUAAAACAUGGUAUAACAUGACAA